Centropristis striata (black sea bass) is the source of this 2075-nucleotide messenger RNA. RefSeq lists its product as uncharacterized. Lineage: Eukaryota; Metazoa; Chordata; Actinopteri; Perciformes; Serranidae. Bases 347 to 1267 code for a protein of 306 amino acids. The record is from RefSeq and is a predicted model, not a curated record. The transcript is spliced from 3 exons.
AUGUUUCUGCGCUAUAUGUGUUGUAAAUAAGGAGGUUCUUGAUGUCCCAGAUAUGGAGUCAUUAGAGUCAUUAGCUGAGUGGCUGAAUUUGAAUGGUUGGGGUCGGCGCUCUUCGGGGCGCCUCAUUAUGCAGGCGCAUUAAAAGGAAGCGAUGGGGGGCAAAUGGGUGGUUAAGGGCUCGAACAAAAAGAGGGGCAGGGACUGUGAGGAGGGUCAGGAUUCAAAUUCUAAGUGGUAAGAUGUCCCCAUUGUCAGUGGGGUAUAAAGCAGGCAGAUAGAGAAGGUUGGCACAACAGAGAAGCUACCCACCAGUGAAGAUCAUACCCCAGGAUUUAGAAAUAUCACCAUGCCUUCCUCGCGCAGCAUUUGGAUUGCUCUAUUUCUCCUCUCGGUGAUGACAUGUGACAUUGGAGUAUUUGGUCGCGCAGUAGACACGCUGGAGUUUCUGUCAAAGCCGCUAAAAGCUGCAGAUGAAUCCUCCAGGGCAACUUUACGCACGGACGCGUCGAGGCGGGGGAGACGCGGGGCCGCGGAGACGCACCGGGAGCAAUGCGCAGAGCUGGCUGCGCCUUGGCUGGAUAACAAGCAACGAGCCCCCGAGGAUAAUGCAACAGUACUGCAGCUCCGGGUUCGGCCUUUUUCCCCGGGAGGCUCUCAGGGCCUGGUGUUCCCAGGGAAGUCUCUGUUCAGCUUCGUGCGGCGGGUUUACCGCUGCUGUCAGGAAGGAGUCAGCUGCAGGAGCGUCAAGGGGAUUCAAGGGCGCUUGAGAGGAGGCACAGAUGUGGAGUUUCUCCUCAACAGGGAGGUAUUAUCGUUGACGGUCAUGAGGGCAGAGCUGCACCUCCAGCUGUCCAACCCACAACAUCUGGACAUCCAUCCUGUGCUUUCAUCUAUGGCAAAGCGAGACCUUCCUACAAGGUAUGCUCUGUGGUCACGGGGCAACACAGUGGAGCUGAGAGUAGAUCUGCUGUUCCUCUUCCAAAGUCUGCAGGAGGCGGCAGGUGGUGCCGGAGGGGGUCCCAGCUUGGUGAACAUUCGGCGGGCAGUGUUUUCUUCCAGGGGGUAUCCACUGGGAGAAAAGCCCGCUGCUCCUGGGGCUCUGCAGGACACCGAUGGGGAUGUGAGGGGGGAUGGGGUCGCCAGCCCGCUGCAUGCUCAGGAGCUGGGCCUGGUCCUGGGCUGCAGUCAGGCUGGAUCGGGGGUGUCCUGUGGAACUGGUGGUGUUCACCUCUCACACACACCUUUCAUAGCUCUGUACUACAGAUAAAGUCCACCUGAGACUGGACUUUGCAUGGAAACAUUUAAUCUAUUUUCUAAAGGACACACAGCCUCAAAGCUUAAAAAAUGAUGCACUUCUAUGUCAAAUCUAUUAAUUUAUAAAUGUUAUUAUUGGGUAAAAUAUAUAUACGUUUGUGAAUAGUGAAUAUGAUAUACUGUGACUUUAUGGAGUCAGUCUUUGGUUAUUAAAGCUUAAUCUAACAAUGCCUUGUUACAUAAGUGUGUGGACACGUUCUGUUCGGCUGACUUUGUUCAGCUGUGCUCCUCUUUUGGAUAUUCUGCUCCCAACACCUUUUAGAUAUGUGCUUCUAUUUAAGGAGGUUUUUACAGUUGGUGUGAAAAGGUGGAAAGAGCAACACCUGGGCAAACAAAGGGCCUGCACAUGUGGUGUGACCCUGCUGAAUUUAGCUCUGGAUUCUCUGCUCAUUCGUCAGAAAAAAUUGUUAAACUGGUGAAAUCCCUGGGUUUUUAAAGUCUUGGGCAUCGCUUUAAAAACGUGUCCCUGAUGUCCUGAGAGAGCACAUAUGUCUGCAUAAAAAGCUGCCAUAAAAUUAUAUAAUUUUGUUUUCCCACUUUCCUGAGUUAAAGCUUUUAACAACUUUUGUCCUGAUUCUAACUAUGAAAUAUUCAUCAAUUUUCAGAUUUUUAACCCUUUAAAUGCUAGUUUGUUUGCAAUUUGUCACUGUUGUUUUUUAUCCAAGAAAAAACACAAAACAGAAUUAUUUACUGAAUGCUAAAUUUAGUAGAUUUUUAUUUUUCAUAGUUUGGGAAAUAUAAAUUAUUAAUACAACAUACAU